GUGGGUGAGCUGUAAUACCAGGGGCUGCUAUGACCUGGGGGGUGUCACACGCCAGGGCAUUGGUUCAUCACCUGGCUGGGUAACUCCACUUGCUCUGGUUUCUCCUCUGCUCUGCAUGCAGACUUUGAAAACCAUGGAUGAGAUGCUGAAGGCCUUGGUGUGCGAGGAUCAGGAGCCCAACCUUCUGGUGCUGCAAAUCAUCUUGAAGGAAGUGGAGGAGUUCAGAGUCCUGGGCCAGCUGGUGGGGUGUCUCACUCUGUGCUGUGUGGAGCAGGAGCAGGAGAUCUGGCAAUCGGCUGUGGAGGGACUUCACCACCUCUUCUCCUUCAUGCAGCUGCUAAAAUCCAAAAUGCUGGUGAAGCACGGCGCAGAGUAUCGGCAGAUCCUCAAGGACAGUCAAACUGAGAGAGCCUUCUGGGUCACCAACAUCAGCAAUAUCACAUCGCUGUUUGGGAAGUACUUCAACCCAUCCGAGCAUGGACUUCCUCCUCGUUGCUAUCGGCGGCGUGAGAGACUCCAGCGUCCAUGGCGCGGUGACGACCAGGAACAUGCUGUGUCAGAGGCUGUGAGGAGCAUUCAUAAGCACCUGGACUCCAUCAGCGAGCCACUUGCCCGGCAGGAGCUGCUCAGGGCCCUUCUCCUGCUGGGUUCCCAGUUCAGCGAGGAGGUGUGUUGCUGCGGAGAUGUGGAAGAUGCUGACAUCCCAGCCCAAGAGCACAGAAAGAUCCUUAGGGAGCUGGUCAGCAGGCUGCAGGGGCAGGCUCCACGGCGGCAUCAGCUCUCUCAGAGACCGGCCGGCGUCGCCUCCUUGGCCGCCACAAGAGCCCUAUAUGUGAUCCUGCAGGAGCAGGCCUGCAGGCAGGAAGUGAAGGAGCUCUUCCCUCAGCUCUACGUCGCGCUGCUCUUCCACGUCACCCACACAGUGCAGCACACUGCUUCGCAGGAGAGGGAGCAUAACCAGGAGGACACGGCCGCACCCCUCAGCCCCGUCAGGUUCGCGGUGAAGGCCAUGGAAGCUUUGCUUCUGCGCUGGCUACAAGGAGCAGGCCACCUUCAUGAUGAAGCAUGGCCGCUGGGACCUGCUCAUGAGCUCCGACACGCACCACAAAGGUGUCUGCCUGCUUGCCCGGUGAGUGCUGCCCAGAACCGAUCACAGCAGCAGCUCCCCUCCCUGGCCCAGGACACGGCCACAUUGCCUUCCCUGCUGGGUGAGACGCGGCUCCCAAUCGCCUGCAUGGAACAGGCCGCAGCCUCUGUGCUGUUGGCCAAGGGGUCAGUCGGCUACUUCUCCACCCUGCGCUGCCUGGCGUAA
Messenger RNA from Mauremys reevesii (Reeves's turtle), 1312 nucleotides. RefSeq lists its product as uncharacterized. Lineage: Eukaryota; Metazoa; Chordata; Testudines; Geoemydidae. The transcript has 8 exons. Bases 116 to 1312 code for a protein of 398 amino acids. Gene Ontology annotation, cellular component: cytoplasm. The record is from RefSeq and is a predicted model, not a curated record.